AUGGAUGAAGUCAGCUUUUGUGAGGGUACUGCAGAAGACUUCCGUAAGGCUGUGGAUUUAAUGUUUCUGGACAAAAAGUGGUUAAUUUCGUAUACUGAUUUUAACGCAUAUAAAGCAGGCUGCUCAGAUGGGACCUGUCGUUUUAUUAUUUCAAAAAAUUCAAAAGGACCGUUUUUUGUGCAGUUCUGUAAAUCCGUUGUUGCAGAUGGCAGGUUUCUGCUGUCACAUGAGCACAUUUUAGCUGAAGAAGCUGAAAAGGAUUUUGCUGAACCUUUCCUUAUAAGAAGCCUUGAAACCUUCUUUGUUGCUUUAAGACUGGUAUGGGCUCAUUUAGGAGACUUUGUUGGGUGUAUUUCUAUCGCCGUACUUCACCCAGGGUUAGCUUUUAUUGACAAUUUCUAUACAGUUCCCGAUUAUCGUGGUAAAGGGCUUGGAAGCAAAAUUUUUAGCUUAGCAGUCACAGACGAAAUACGAGAAAAAUGUAAUGUUGGGCUUCAUGCAGUACCGGAGGUGUCCGAAUAUUACAAGAAGAAGCAGGAUUUUUCUUGCUUUCAAAUUUGUCGUCUUGAAGUGUAUCACUUGACAGGUUUUUCUGAAGCCAUCAAGAAGAUUUCGGAUAAAAAAAACUUCAGGAUUCUGGAUGCUAGAAAAGCAGUUGAUAAGGUCCUUGCAAUUGAUAAAUUAGUGUGGAAGAGAACAAGAGAAACAUUUUUAAAUGCAUGGCUGAAUCGUGAAGAAACUACUGCUGUGGAUUUUCGUCUUGAUAGGUGCGGAGCCAACGAAGCUGGACUCAAACCUUUUGAAACAACCCCAAAAAGGAAUUUACUUCAAAAGGUCCAGGUGAUAUGCGACGAGAGUGCAACCCUCGGAUACGGUGUACUCCGAAAGUCAUGUGGUAUCAACAGCUUCAUUUUUGGCCCCAUUUAUCUGACACAGGCAGAAGCGUUUUUGCCACUAAUGAAAGCUACACUCACUGGCUUGCCAGAAGAUUCAAAAGUUGAAAUUCGGUCACCAUCUUUCAACAGUGAAAAGGUUUGUAAAAUGCUCGAAGGCUUUGGGACUUACAAAAAGGAAGCUGAAUUUAUCACCCAAUUCACCAAAUCCCUUCCAGAUUAUAACUAUGACUUAGUGUACUGUAUUACAGAUACAUUGACACCUGUUUAA
Molecule: messenger RNA, 1164 nt
Organism: Enterobius vermicularis (human pinworm)
Lineage: Eukaryota; Metazoa; Nematoda; Chromadorea; Rhabditida; Oxyuridae
Source: the annotation of a GenBank genome assembly